Messenger RNA from Mustela erminea (ermine), 3455 nucleotides. It is a transcript of the gene TRIML2, whose product is annotated as tripartite motif family like 2. The transcript is spliced from 12 exons. Gene Ontology annotation, molecular function: protein binding; zinc ion binding. Lineage: Eukaryota; Metazoa; Chordata; Mammalia; Carnivora; Mustelidae. The coding region runs from base 789 to 2120 and encodes 443 amino acids. The record is from RefSeq and is a predicted model, not a curated record.
GCUCUCCAGGUAAUUCUGUGCAACAAUGUUUGAGAACCACAACUUUAGCAAAACUAUGCCGCACACAUGAGGUUCCAGAGCAGCUGCAGGACAAUGGCCACCUCCAACUGACCAGGCUUCCUCAAAGAGCUGACUUGUUCUAGCUGCUUAUGCUUUUUGAACCAUUUGCAACUGAAUGUGGACACAGGUCUUGCUAUGAGUGUCUCUUAAGAAGCUGGAAGGAAAGCCCGCCUUGCACCUACCUCAAGGUCAAGGAUAUGUACAAGAAUGAGGUCCGAGAUACCCUAAUAAGAGAGCAUGUCCCUUGGAAGAGAGAAAUGAGCAGGCAGGAUUUAUCGAGGGAGUCCAGUGAGAGAAGGGAAAAAGGAAGCACAGUAACUCCAUCCUUGUUCACAGACACCAUUUUAAGAUUAUUAACUUUUCCAAGGUGUUUUUGAGUCUUGACCACAAAGAUAGUUAGAACAGAUGAGGAUUUUCAGGUUUGCCACCUGAGGAUGGGAGUGGAAGACCAGGGAGCAGCUGAACAGAUAAAGGCCCUUCGGUGACGGCUCUUCUCUUUGGCUUUUUCCCUGAAGGGAAAUACCAGGUUUACAAAGGCCUGUGGCGGAGGAAGACCUGCUGGUUUGAGGCGCCCCGAAGGCGCGGACCUGCUCUGAGGCUUGGUCGUGGGUUGCACAAGGAGCGUGAGGUCGGCAGGUGUGAGUGCCCCGAUUCACCGUGACUCUCUUCGGUUCGGAGCGCGGGGGAAUUUUCCGCGGGAGGAGCCGUUGCCCAGGACACCUGCAGGGAUGUCCGAGAAGCUCCGCUCCCAGUUACAGCAACAAAUCCCAGAAGAUGCCUACUGUGGGGAACACCAACAGCCACUGCGGCUGUUCUGUGAUGAUGACCAAAUGCUGCUUUGUGGCCAGUGCUUCCACCCCGAGGGGCACGAGAGUCACGUGGUGUUCGGAGUCCAAGAGGCUGCUGGCCGCUACAGGGAGUUAUUCCAGGAGAUAUUGAACACAUUGAAGGAGAAACUUGAAGUAGCUAAAAGCAUAUUGGCUGAUGAGCAAGAAAGAAUGGUGAUGAUUCAGGGAGAAGAACAGGAUUUUAAAGACAUGAUUGAGUCUGAAUAUAGGAUGAGGUUCCAGUUGAUGGUUGAAGAGAAGACGAAUUUCCAGAGGCUUCAAGGGGGUGUGUCCAACCCCAACAUGAGGGAAGAAGGUCUGAAUCAACUGAUGGAGUUCGCCACAGAGCUGAAGGAGAAAUCCCAGGAAACGCUACAGAGACUGAGCGAUUUGGGGAAAGAGAACAUGAAUAAGCUGAAGGAGAGUGAAGUCAGGCUUUCGGAACAUAUCUGCAGCCUCCAAAGGAUCAUUGCAGAGCUAGAGAAGAAGUGUGGGGAGUACAACUUAGCGUUCCUCCAGAAUGCGAAAUAUUCUGUGGAAAGGAGCGAAUCAAUACUGCUUGAGUGUCUGGAGCCCGCCCAUAUCACAGACCUGAGUCUGUGCCAAGUAACAGGAAUGAGCAGGAUGCUCAACACUCUCCAAAGAGCUGUCACUUUGGAUCCUAAAACAGCUCAUCCCUUUCUGGUCUUAUCUGAGGAUCUGAGAAGUGUGAGUCUCAGAAAUGUCCAGCAGGACAUUCCUGGCAGCCCAGGGAGAUUCAUCUUUGGUGCCACUGUGUUGGGUAUGGAGGGUUUCACCUCAGGGAGGCACUACUGGGAGGUAGAUGUGGAAAAGGCAACCAGGUGGCAGCUGGGGAUAUCCGAAUACCCUGCCAGCAGCAAUUGUGACCUACCCGCUCCUUCCAGAGAUAAAUUCUUACUCACAGGUUCUAUGAUGGGAACCGAUUAUACGUUCUGGGUCUUUCCCCCUCUGAAAAGGGUCUUCUUGAGAGGAGAGCAAAUGCAUAAAGUUGGAGUCUUCCUAGACUGUGAGUAUGGGCAGGUAGCCUUCUAUGAUGUGACAAAUAGAUCCCUCAUUUAUAAUUUCUCUUCUCUCACCUUCUGCGGAGCUGUCAGGCCCAUAUUUUCUCUUUGUAUCCCAAGUGGAGGCCCAAGUUCAGACUCGCUGAGCAUUUGCUUUCCUCAUGUUUCUUCUUGUGAUGUUAAUGUUAGUCCACAGUCUUCCUCGGCAUGAAAUCUAAAACCACAAGGGGCCAGAAAGUAAAGAGCUUGACUUUGUAAAAGAAUCCAUAUAAAGUAAUCCAAUAAAAGUUUCUAACACUUGAUUGAAUUGGAAUCCAGUUCAUUACCCCAGAGUUUUCGCAUUCAUGUGGCUUUCAACACGUAUUUAGUGAAAAAGGUUAUGUUGAAACUGAGUGAUGAAGGAUGAUAAUGGAAGGACCCUACACUAAUUAGAACAAUAAAUGCAUAUGCAGCAUAAAAUUGGGAACUUAGGAAAGUAAUAUAGUCUGGAAUCUCUAAGACUAAGUUAAGGACUCUAGUGUAAUUUCUGAAAAUGGAAUUAGAUAUAAUCAAGACUUUAGAUUUGAGGAUAUCAUCAUAGUGACAUAUGAAAUGAAGACAUCCUAAGACUGAUCCUAUUACUGACAGUGUCAAGACUUCCUGAUAUCAUUCUAAACAGAGAACUUAAUUUCCCUGGAUAUUUUAUUUGGGUGGGGAGGUGGUGGUGUAGAAAAUGUGAAUAUUUUAAAAAAUUUUUUUCAAGUAUUCUACUACUUUCUUGCAAGGAAAAUUAGGUUUCUUAAAAGAAGCCUGAUAAUUCAAUGCUUUGGAACGUAGAAAUAAAACUGUAAUGUUAUUUUGUAUUUUCUGCCUUCGUUGAUCCCCUGGAAAGGUUUUCAUGCAGCCUUGCUCAGAGGUGGUUCUACAAUGCUGAGGUGAUGAUGACAGAAUAUUCAUAAAGGGACUUUUACGUGAAUGGUUUUUCAUACUGUAUUUUCCUUCAUAUUUUUAACAACCUAGAAGUACAUAUUCAUCUUAACUCCUCAUGUAGAAACUGGGACUCAGAGGUGAUUCAGUUUUCCUAAAGUCACAGUAAGUAACCAGGAUAAUCUGGAUCAUCCUAUAAAAAGGCAAGCUCUGACUCAAAUGCUGUUGCUUAUGCAGUAGGUUCCUUUACAUGACUAGGUAGGUCAGUGGUCUAAUUUUAUUCAGAUUUUCCCAAAAUGGAAGCUAAUUUCUAUAGGAAGUGGCGGGAACAUUUGUAUUUGUUUCUGUAGAUACUGUGGGGGCUGUGUUCUUCAGGAAGGACAGAGUAAAGGGGAAGAAAAGGAAAAUACUACAAAAUGGCUUCAGUCUUUUGGGGAUCUGAGAAGGUGUAAAGUCUUAUUUACCUAUUUUGGAGGACAGUCUUUUUGGUUUGUUUUGUUUUGUUUUUUACAUUUAUUUGAGAGAGACCGAGCACAAGCGGGGGAGGAAUAGAGGAGGAGGGUCAAGCCGACUUCUGAGAAUGGAGCCAGAAGCAAGGCUCAAUCCCACGGUCAUAGGAUCAUGACAUGAGCUGAAAUCA